Messenger RNA from Pararge aegeria (speckled wood butterfly), 1617 nucleotides. RefSeq names its product transmembrane protein 68. Lineage: Eukaryota; Metazoa; Arthropoda; Insecta; Lepidoptera; Nymphalidae. The transcript has 7 exons. The record is from RefSeq and is a predicted model, not a curated record. Gene Ontology annotation, molecular function: acyltransferase activity. Gene Ontology annotation, cellular component: membrane. Bases 111 to 1265 code for a protein of 384 amino acids.
UCUAUCCCCUGCAUAGGUAGAUAACGAUUCGAAAUUUUUAAUCUGCGCCGGUCAACGGGUUAUCGUUGGGUUUCGUUUAAAAAAGUAAAUAUAACAUUUUUUUUUAAAUCAUGGUGGAGAAGCAGUGUAAGGCCAGGCCUGUGAAAGCCUAUUACAUUAUGAGUGAUUUGCUGAAAAAGUUGGACUGUGAGGCCACCAACGAUGUCGUUAAGGUGGCAACGGCGGUUGUCGGUUUCUAUAUCGGCGUGUUUUAUCUUGAAUACGUAGACACAGAGUAUAGUCUGUGGCUGACGUGGUUCCUCACGCCAGUGGUGGUGACCUUCCUCCUACCAGCCGUGAUCAUCGUACUUAUCUACGCCAGCAGCAUCAUAUUCCAUCUUUACAGGCUGUACAGAUUACGAAUUGUCGAUGGCGUCCACAGUGACUGGAGGCACGCGGCGCGACUAGCGGUCUGCGCUUUAUGGGAUGCCCAUGGCUGGCUCUGGCAUGGUUACGACAUAAGGGGUUUCGAGAACAUACCAGACGGGCCGUUCCUACUGAUCUACUACCACGGAGCUCUGCCCAUCGAUAUGUACUACUUCACGGCACGGAUGCUUCUGUUCAAGAGGCGGCUUAUACACACGGUGGCUGACCGCUUCCUGUUCAAAAUACCCGGCUGGGCUUCCCUUCUCGAAGGUUUAUGUGUGAUCCCAGGAACGGUGCAGACUUGUGCCGGCGUGCUGAGGGCGGGGAAUCCCCUAGCGAUUUCGCCGGGGGGAGUUUACGAGGCACAGUUUGGUGACCACUACUAUAGACUUAAUUGGAAGACCAGGGUUGGAUUUGCCAAAGUUGCUUUGGAAGCUAAAGUGCCCGUAGUACCGAUGUUCACUCAGAACGUCCGCGAGGCGUUCCGAACGGUGGGCUGGCUUAGAGGCAUCUGUCUGCGCAUCUACGCGGCGACGCGAGUUCCCCUCGCGCCCGUCUACGGCGGCUUCCCCGUCAAACUUGUCACGCACCUGGGACCAGCUAUACCCUACGAUCCCGCCAUGACGCCUGAAAUGUUGCAGAUCAAGGUCGCCAGCGCAAUAGAAAAGUUAGUCGAGGAACACCAGAGGGUGCCGGGAAGCAUUCUCUUAGCCCUCAUGGAGAGAAUACACGAAAUGCCGAAGCGGAAGCCCAAACAAAUCACCCACACGAACGGCACCUGCCAAAACGGCAUCAAAAAGACUGAAAAAGAAGAUAGUUUAAGUGAAAAGUGCGAAGGCGACAAAGCUAAGGUGUCAUAAACGGUAAUAUAAUGAUUUUCUUGAAUCUAUUGAUAGUUUUUUAAGGUUCAUUCGCACACAUUGUCACCGAUCUGUGACGUCAACUAAUUCUGUACAAAUUGUCGUGUGAACGAACCUUUAUGAGGUGGUUUGAUUGAGACCUUCGAUCGACAAUAUACUAGAUCAUCAGCACUGUACAAAAUCUGGGAGACAAAGUGUUCGUGUCUUUUAUUUAUGCUUUUCUGGUGUUUGAAAUACAUACUUCGAUAUUAUAAUAUUAUAAAUGCAAAAGUUUGUCCGCUUAUUGGUUCCGUAUAUGUAUGUAAAUCCUUUAUUGUACACCACAGAAACUUAUAAUUAUAACAUAAAAGUA